Sorex fumeus (smoky shrew) is the source of this 784-nucleotide messenger RNA. RefSeq names its product peptidylprolyl isomerase H (gene PPIH). Gene Ontology annotation, molecular function: peptidyl-prolyl cis-trans isomerase activity. Gene Ontology annotation, cellular component: intracellular membrane-bounded organelle. The record is from RefSeq and is a predicted model, not a curated record. The transcript is spliced from 10 exons. Gene Ontology annotation, biological process: protein folding; protein peptidyl-prolyl isomerization. The coding region runs from base 54 to 587 and encodes 177 amino acids. NCBI's taxonomy places the organism in Eukaryota, Metazoa, Chordata, Mammalia, Eulipotyphla, Soricidae.
CCUCGGGGUCACCGGAAGCCCGCCCCGCCAGCUUCUGCUUCCGGGUCGGAGCCAUGGCGGUGGCAAAUUCAAGCCCCGUCAACCCCGUGGUGUUCUUCGAUGUCAGCAUCGGCGGCCAGGAGGUGGGCCGCAUGAAGAUCGAGCUCUUUGCGGACGUGGUGCCCAAGACGGCCGAGAACUUUCGGCAGUUCUGCACCGGAGAGUUCAGAAAAGACGGGGUUCCUAUUGGAUACAAAGGGAGCACCUUCCACAGGGUUAUAAAGGAUUUCAUGAUUCAGGGGGGAGACUUUGUGAAUGGAGAUGGGACUGGAGUUGCCAGUAUUUAUCGGGGACCAUUUGCAGAUGAAAAUUUUAAACUGAGACACUCUGCUCCAGGCCUGCUUUCCAUGGCAAACAGUGGGCCCAGUACAAAUGGCUGCCAGUUCUUCAUUACCUGCUCUAAGUGUGAUUGGCUGGAUGGGAAGCAUGUAGUGUUUGGAAAAAUCAUUGAUGGACUUCUAGUGAUGAGAAAGAUUGAGAAUGUUCCCACGGGCCCUAAUAAUAAGCCCAAGCUGCCUGUGGUGAUCUCACAGUGUGGGGAGAUGUAGUCCAGAGCAUGCAGCAUGAGUGGCACAGGCCGUCUUGUUCUGAAGGAUGUUCUUGAGCAGAAUAACCAGGAUUGGCCCAUUUGCUUCCUUGCCUGCUGCCGCCCUGUUUGGUCAAGAGAGAGACCUUGGAAGUAGCACGGAUUCAGGACCCAGGAUUUUGUUUUCAACUGUAAAUAAAGUUUUAUUUUUGUUUUGUC